AUGUGUUUUUAAAUCCUCAGGUCUGGUUCUGGUCAAGUUCUGGGUAGAGAAAAAAGGUUCUCUUUCCAGACACGUGUCCUAGAAGUUUUUACGGCAACACUCAUGCAUCAUUACUCUUCAACUCUGCCUGUGACUGCAUCUUCAUACUGUGUUGAACUUAGGCAGAACAGUUCUGCAGCAAAGACUUACAAAAGACUCAGUUCACAUUGUACAUCACAAGUGGUGGGCCUAAGCCUACUGGUAUCUGCUACUUAAGGAAAAUUUUGUACUUGCAAAAGGAAUAGGGCUUUCAUAAACUUGACAAGCUUAAUAUUGGCUCUAGGCUGAGUUAGUUUUUAACUUUGGUUCACCAGUACUGCAAUAAUUGACAUAAGACCUAAGCACCACAGGAGGUGUUAGACUCCUACCAUGGCACGACAUCGGUCCGUCCGGGGUAUGAACUAUGAUGAAGAGUAUGAAGGAUACUUCGAUGUAUAUGGUCACUCAGUGGAGGAAGACUACUGUGGGUCACCAAGUAUGGAUCAAUACAUGUAUGAUAGGAGCAAGCAGCCAGAUAUGUCUGCAUUUAUGCAGACUGUUGAUGAUAUAGCAGAAGAGGAUCAUGAAGUUCAAGAUCAUGGUGGUGCCAUAAAUUAUCCUCUUGAUCCAAUGGAGGAAGGGAAACUGCAAUCAUGUUUGGAUGAAUUAAGAAGUGUUGUUGGGGAAUCAGUGUCUGAAACAAUAUUGAUCAAGGCCAUUCGAGAUGCGAACUUCGAUAUUGAAGAUGCCUUGAAGAGAGUCUUGGAUAAUAGCACCAGUAGCUCUGCAGCGGUUUCUGAAACUGCACCUCUUCCUCAGAGGGAGAGAAAACAUCGUGACAGAAAUCGAAAGGAAAAGGAGACAGAUGACCCUGAAAGCAAAGCUGUGGCCCUGGAGAAAGUAAGGGAAGAAAUCCAAAAUAUGGCCCUGAGCCAUGGAUUCCCUGGUGCAGCAUUGAAGGUUGUUGCUGCAAAAACUUCCAAGAGGUCUCAUGGGUUUGAUAUCCCAUCACCUGCCAGUGACUCUACACCAUCUACACCUAGGCCUUAUGAUCGCCUAGGUGCUGUUAGCCCUGCAUCUUCAACGUGUUCAUCUCGUAGAGAUGACAGUCCUGGUGCUGAAAAGAUUGGUACACCUGAGGAAACACCUUCCCCCAUCAGGGCCAAGAUCAAGAAGAAGGUUAAUGCACAAGAAGAAUAUCAAAAGGAAAGAGGGAAUAUGAAGGAGAAGGUGAAUCUGGUUGUGAUAGGCCAUGUUGAUGCAGGGAAGUCUACAUUGAUGGGGCAUCUCCUUUACCUUAAUGGUCAAGUCAACAAGAAGCUCAUGCAUAAAUAUGAGCAGGAGAGCAAGAAACUUGGAAAGCAAUCUUUUGUAUAUGCCUGGGUUUUGGAUGAAACUGGUGAAGAGAGGUCAAGAGGAGUUACCAUGGACAUUGGGCAGUCACACUUUGAGACAGAGCAUAAGGAAGUGAUUCUCCUUGAUGCUCCUGGUCACAAAGACUUCAUCCCUAACAUGAUACUUGGUGCAGCACAGGCUGAUGUUGCCAUUCUUGUAGUAGAUGCCACAAGAGGAGAAUUUGAAACUGGCUUUGAAAGUGGAGGGCAGACCAGAGAGCAUGCUCUUCUCGUUCGCUCCCUUGGUGUGAGUCAGAUGGCAGUAGUUGUGAACAAGUUGGACAAUGAGAAAUGGUCUCAGAAGAGAUUUGAGGAAGUGAAGAAAACACUUUCCCAGUUUCUGAUAAAGCAUGUUGGGUUCAGAGAAGCAGACUUGCAGUUCUUGCCUUGCUCAGGGCUCACUGGUGUCAAUCUCAUUAGUAGACCUGAGAUUGAAGAACUCAGAUCUUGGUAUACAGGACCAUGUCUUCUUGAAGUUAUUGAUCGGUUUCAGUGUCCUGAGAGACCAGUAUCCAAACCCUUCAGAAUGCCCAUCAGUGAUGUCUUCAAAUCUGUGGGAGCUGGUUUCUGUGUGGCUGGACGCAUAGAAACAGGCUUUAUCCAAAAUGGUGACAAAGCCAUGGUCAUGCCUCAGGGAGAAAGUGUACUUGUUAAAGGUUUGACUUUGGAAGAUGUGGCCAGACAUAGUGCUUUUGCUGGUGAUCAGGUUGUCCUGACACUAUCUGGGAUAGAUAUGGCUUUGGUUACCAUGGGAUCUGUCCUCUGUGAUCCAGCCAAUCCUAUUAGAGUCACAACCAAGGUUCAGGCUCGCAUUGUGCUCUUCAACAUCCAAUUGCCUGUCACAAAAGGUUUCCAAGCCCUGUUCCAUCACCAGAGUUUGUGUGAACAAGCUGUGAUAAAGCGGAUCAUCUGUCAGCUACAUAAGUCUACUGGGGAAGUGGUGCGUGAAAGACCUCGGUGCCUAACCAAAAAUACAAGUGGAAUGGUGGUGAUAGAGAUAGCUCGCCCUGUUUGCGUUGAACUAUACAAAGAUGCCAAAGAACUUGGCAGAUUCAUGCUACGUGUAGGCGGGUCCACUGUUGCAGCUGGCAUGAUCACUGAGAUUUUGUGAGCUGGGAUUGAAGACCUCUCCAACGUGAUCAUUUAAUUCUUAUACGUGAUAAAUUUCUGCUGCCAGAAUCUUCACUUUUCAUGUGACUUGGAUGAGCUAAGGGGUAAGGUGUGUGCAAUGCAAUAUCCAUGUCCUAUGCCGACCUGGUUGCCUUUUCAUCUUUACUAGCCUUAAUUGGUACAUUCACACAUGAAGUAGGAAUUGAUCUAUACAUUUGUCCCAGGCCAUCUUCCCCUUUUGUUAGCUAGGAACACAAGAUUGCACCAACACUCUUGUAUUUUUCAAACUGGUUCUUUAGAGUCUCAUGAAAAGUAGGAAUCCUCCAUAAGCUUGUGAUUUGCAGUACUGGGUAGUCUUUUUUUUAUUUUUCCUUCAUCCCCUUUUUGCUUAAUUAAUAUGUUCAGAAAAUGAACCAUUUUGAAAGUUUAUCUUGCAGACUGGUGGGAGUGCUGGGUUGCUUCAGUAUCAUUUUUGGGGUC
Molecule: messenger RNA, 3002 nt
Organism: Darwinula stevensoni
Lineage: Eukaryota; Metazoa; Arthropoda; Ostracoda; Podocopida; Darwinulidae
Source: the annotation of a GenBank genome assembly